Messenger RNA from Penicillium macrosclerotiorum, 945 nucleotides. Its product is annotated as ubiquitin-conjugating enzyme E2. The coding region runs from base 1 to 945 and encodes 314 amino acids. The record is from RefSeq and is a predicted model, not a curated record. NCBI's taxonomy places the organism in Eukaryota, Fungi, Ascomycota, Eurotiomycetes, Eurotiales, Aspergillaceae. The transcript has a single exon.
AUGACAUCUCCCUCCACACGCCGCCUCCUCAAAGAAUCCAGUGACCUCCACAAAAGCCCCUCACCCUACUUCACCGCACACCCAACAACGGACAAUCUGCACGACUGGCACUUCACUCUCGCCGGCCCUCCCAGCCCAACCCCGUACGCGACUGGCCUCUACCACGGCCGCAUCACUUUCCCGCCCACCUACCCCCUGCGCCCCCCGUCCUUCCGCUUCCUCACCCCCUCUGGCCGCUUCGAGGUCAACCGCGAGAUCUGCCUCAGCAUUUCAGGGCACCACGAGGAAACAUGGCAGCCCGCAUGGGGUGUGCGCACCGCGCUGCUCGCCAUCCGCUCUGAGAUCAUGGGCGCCGAGGCGAAAGGCCAAGUCGGCGGCAUGGAGGGCAGUCCCGAGGUGCGCCGCGAGUAUGCGCGGCUAAGCCGCAGCUGGACAUGUCGCGAGUGCGGCGGUUCGAACCACGAGGCCAUGCAGCGCUGGUGGGAUUUGUGUCGAGAGAAGGGCGUCGUAGUCGACGUUGAAGGCGUGGAGGACGGGUCUACUCCCGCGGCUGGUGGGGAGAAUGCGCAGGUUGCGGAUGCGGAUGCGAAUACCAAUCCAGAUACCCCCGCGCACAGUGCUACUGAGACUCAACAAUCCCCGGUCCAGGAGGUGCCAGUCGCUCCACCCCAAGCGCCAGUUGCUAUGAUUGUGAAUUCAGAACCCGUUGCGUCAAGUGCUUCGCCGGCGGCUGUAUCGACCUCCACACAAGCCGCAACAGCUCCAUCAGCCGCUCAGUCUGACGUCCGUCCGCGCCCAACACCAACAACUCGAAUCCCAGCUCCAACUACAGAUAUAUCACCAGAGCCGGCAAGCAGCGCCUGGCUUGACCGAAUCAUUGUUGGCAUUGUCAUCGCGCUGAUCCUGCUGAUUACGCGGCGGGUAGUUGGGGUCGACGACCUCUAG